CUAAUUCCUCAAAUAUCUAAAAUUUACAAAUCUUCUUCUUCUUCCUUCUAUCUGAGUACGAAUCAUUCACAAUUCAACAAAUCAAAAGUUAUUUUGAGCGAUUGAAACCAUGAGUUCAUUCAACAGCACUCCUAACUUCGACAAUCUUAUGCUUCAAACCCUAAUGGGUAAGCUUCAAAUCCGACCACCAAACACACAAUCAUCUUCUCCAUUCUCGAACAAAACCCUAGAAGAUAUCCUCAUCGAUGCUAUCUCCAACAUACCCGAUGACGAAGAAAACGAUGAUGAAAAAACCGAGCUUGCUAGAGAAGAAUCCAAAGUUGAGAAGGAGAUUAUCCGAACAAUUCUCAGCGGGAAAAUCGAAACCCUGAAGCCUAAUUCCGGUCAGGCUAUUUCAAUUGGCGAACAUCAUAUCUGUGUUGGGUAUCAUGAAGAACCCGAUUCUGAUUAUCGGGUUUGGGAGUGGCAUGGUCAUAUAAUGUUGUUUGAUGAUGAAGAUGGAUAUACACCUGAGUAUAUUUAUGGGAAUUACUUUGAAAAACAAAACUUGAAGUCUAAGCCUGUUGUUGAAAACCUAGUGGAUGAAGAUGAUGAUGAUGAUGAAAAGCUGGAGGAGAUAGAGGAGAAAAAGAGCAAUUUGGGGCUGAGGGAGUUGAUUGAAUCAGGAGAUUCUGGCAGCAGUCGGAUUCUUCAUCGCAAUGUGAGUGCAGGUUCUUCGAGUUUUAAAUAGAGAAUCGAAAUUCAAAUAUUUCCAUGAACUUAAUAAGGUUCUUCUCUUUGGAGUGAGCUUUUCUAGUUUUUACAGUAUAGACAUGGCUGUUUGUGAAAUUUAUGUUCUUACUUUGACAGUUUUCCAUGAGUUUGGUGAAUGAUGAAUGGAUUAUGUGACAAUUUUGGUGAAA
This is a messenger RNA of Impatiens glandulifera, 902 nucleotides long. RefSeq lists its product as uncharacterized. The transcript has a single exon. Lineage: Eukaryota; Viridiplantae; Streptophyta; Magnoliopsida; Ericales; Balsaminaceae. The record is from RefSeq and is a predicted model, not a curated record. The coding region runs from base 110 to 730 and encodes 206 amino acids.